Messenger RNA from Arabidopsis lyrata subsp. lyrata, 1016 nucleotides. RefSeq names its product glutathione S-transferase DHAR2. Lineage: Eukaryota; Viridiplantae; Streptophyta; Magnoliopsida; Brassicales; Brassicaceae. Bases 221 to 862 code for a protein of 213 amino acids. Gene Ontology annotation, molecular function: glutathione dehydrogenase (ascorbate) activity. Gene Ontology annotation, biological process: ascorbate glutathione cycle; protein glutathionylation; cellular oxidant detoxification. The record is from RefSeq and is a predicted model, not a curated record. The transcript is spliced from 3 exons.
AGAGGAGAGCCUACGAACCAAUUGGAGAAGGUUCGAAUAUAUUGGAAACACUGAACCGACGUAACAGCCACGUUAUCAAUGACGUCACAAAUUUCAUGAACAUAUAUAUUUAAAGACCAAAGAUUUGUUUUCCUUUUUUUUUUUGAAAGAUACUUUGCCUAUUUCAUUCAUAUUUUGCUUUUAAAGAGAAUUUUAUUAUUCUUCGAAAAUCGAAAGAUCGAUGGCUCUCGAUAUCUGCGUCAAGGUUGCCGUCGGUGCUCCUGAUGUUCUCGGAGAUUGUCCGUUUAGCCAACGUGUUCUUCUGACCCUUGAGGAGAAGAAGCUUCCUUACAAGACCCAUCUGAUUAACGUCUCCGACAAACCUCAGUGGUUCUUAGACAUUAGUCCGGAGGGGAAAGUUCCGGUGGUGAAGCUUGAUGGCAAAUGGGUGGCUGAUUCAGAUGUUAUCGUUGGACUUCUUGAGGAGAAAUAUCCAGAGCCUUCUCUCAAGACUCCUCCUGAAUUCGCCUCCGUGGGAUCCAAAAUCUUUGGUGCUUUUGUGACUUUCUUGAAGAGCAAAGACGCUAAUGACGGAUCCGAGAAGGCGUUGGUUGAUGAGUUAGAAGCGUUGGAGAAUCACUUGAAGACACAUUCUGGUCCUUUUGUUGCUGGAGAGAAAGUUACUGCAGUGGAUUUGAGUUUAGCACCAAAGCUUUACCAUCUUGAGGUUGCUCUUGGUCAUUACAAGAACUGGUCUGUCCCUGAGAGCUUGACCAAUGUUCGUAACUACGCCAAGGCUUUGUUCUCUAGAGAGUCGUUCGAGAAAACCAAGGCUAAGAAAGAGAUUGUGGUUGCGGGUUGGGAAUCGAAGGUGAAAGCGUGAUGUGGAUCCAUGCUUCUCUAGUUAAUGUUGCUUUACAACUAUUCGUCACCGAAUCAUGAAAAUGCACGAAUAUAUGCGUGUGUUCUUGUUUUUGUUAGAGAUGUUUAUCUCCUAUCAAUAAUGAUGCAAUAAAACCAUCAUAUCUUUUUAUUCA